This is a messenger RNA of Paramecium tetraurelia, 2625 nucleotides long. RefSeq lists its product as uncharacterized. The transcript is spliced from 3 exons. The record is from RefSeq and is a predicted model, not a curated record. NCBI's taxonomy places the organism in Eukaryota, Ciliophora, Oligohymenophorea, Peniculida, Parameciidae.
AUGAAAAAUAGACUGAUGCUUCCGUUUGCAUUUGAAGCAAAAUUGCUGUCAGAAUAAAAUGAAUCGAAUAUUCCCAGUAGUAAAAUUCAAAGUAGCAAAUUAAUGUAGUGUCGAUCAUCUCCUUUCUAAGCUGAUUAUUGGUGUUUGCCAACUAAUGACAGGAAAUAAUUAAAUUAUGAAAAGAAAAAUGUGUUUACAAGAAAGUUUAUGGAUAACAUGCUUGAUCAUAUUAGAAAAGUAAAGAGAUUAACAAACUUUCAUCUAUCAUUGAUCGGUGAUCAGGGGGCUUCUGAAGAUGUACUUACAAAGAGAAAAUCUUCUACACUACACCACUUAAAUUAAUAAUAAUUAAGGUUUUUUUAGGAUAUUAAAAAAUCCAUAAUAAUUAAACUGGAAAAGUUACCUCUUAUUCACCCUGGCUAGUACAUGAAGGUGGUAUGGGAUAUAGUAGCUGUUACUGCUCGUCUCUACUUUUUAUACAUAAUACCUAUUGAUUUGGCAUGGGUGAACCAAUAAUUCAUUUUUCAUGAUAUGUGGUACAUUUCAAUAAUGUUCUUACUUAUCUUAGUUUUUGAUUUGCUACUAAGUCUAAACACAAUAUACUUUCAAAAUGGAGAGGCUGUGUAAUCUAGAGUUCAUAUCAUCAAAAACAUUUUAUAAUUACUUAUCUAUUUCAUAGUUUCAGCAUUUACUGACAUAUCGUUGGACAUUUCCAACAAUAUAAUUAAUAUGGGUUUGCUAAUAUUUUUAGUGCAUCAUAAGACAAUUAUCAAUUACGUCACCAAUUAUGAAGAAGGUUUGAAUUUAUCAAAGUAAACCUCAUCCAUCUUGGCUUUGCUGAAGCUGAUUGCAUUCUUAUUCUAUGUUAUACACCUAUUCUCAUGUUUCUGGUUUUGGAUUGGUAAAUAUAGUAUAGAUAAUUAUGAAGGCAGGAGUUGGCUAGUCUCUACCAGCAUGUUGGAAUAAUCAUGGAAUACUUAAUACCUGCAGGCUUUCUAUUACACAGCUGUCACCAUAUUUACGGUUGGCUAUGGAGAUGUAACACCCUAGUCAAAUAUCGAAAAGAUAGUCUCAGUUAUCCUAAUCAUGAUAUCCAGCAUCCAAUUACCUUAUAGUGUUAACACAGUAGGUACAAUCAUCACUGAGAUUUCUGCAUUUACAGAAGAGAAGAAAAGAAAAUUAAGAAUUAUUAACUCAUAUAUGAAUAAGACUUCACUCUCAUCUGGUCUAUAAGUUUAAGUGAGGAAAUAUUUAUCCUAUUACUGGGAAAAUAAAGUGGUCUCCCAAUCCGAAGAGGAGAAAGAAAUUAUCGAUUCUUUAUCAGAAUUCUUAAGACAAUCUUUGAUAAGUGAAGCCCACCAGAAGAUUUUCGACUAGUGUACUUUAUUUAGGAUACCUUUCACUGAAUAAUUCAAAAAGUAAUUAAUCAAGGAAGUUUAAGAGGUUCUUCUCUCUCCAGAAUAAGAUUUGAAAUAGCCCAACGAUAUUUUAUUGUAUUAUAUAGAGGAUGGAUCCAUUUAGAUCUGUUUGCAAUAAGGGAGAAAAAUCAAUCUUGGAAUUGUCAACAAAGGAGCUUCUAUUGGAGUGAAGAAUUUCAUUUUGGGAACUGAAUCUCUCGAAACUUUUAAGAGUGUUGGAUUCACUAAAGCAAUGAUACUCAAAAGGAAGAGCUUUUUAAAAAUCUUACAAGAGCACCCUGAAGAUUAUGAAUUGUUUUGCUCUAUUAGAGAUAAAUUAAUAUUCUAAGGGGACGAUCAGUAUUUUAAUGUUAAAUGCUUUUCUUGUGGAAAAGAUACACAUAAACUUAUUGAAUGUCCUUUGAUUAAGUUUGUCCCUGAUAAAGAAUUCUUAAUUAAGAAAUACUUAUAUCCUAAACUGUAAGAGAGGGUGGAAUUUAAAAGGACCAGACAGAAAGUUUAAAGUUUAAAGUAAAACCGAAAAAAAUUAGAAUAGUAUGCUCUAUUAAUCUAGAAGGACGAGCCUCAACUAUUUUAAUUAUAUAAAUUCGAUAACAUACUGAACAUUGAUGAAGAACAAUUGAAGUUUUAUAUAAAGAGAUCCAAUACCACACAACUUAUAAAUCAUCAUAUUCCAAAAAUUAAGAAAAAGAUGAUCUCUAUUUUCGAAUUGAAUCAAGAUCCUAUACGGAAGAGAUUUCGAUAAUUAGUAAAUAAAUUAAUAUCUAUAAAUAAAAUAUACCCUUAUUUCUUAAUUUAAACCUAUGUCCAGUUUGAAAAGAUGAUUGAGUAGAGGUCUAUUUAAUUAACUUUGUAGAUUUUAGAAUAAAGAUUAAAAAAUAUCCAUUAAUUAGAUAACAAGCGAUUCAAUCAAUAUCUUAGUGAUAUUAACUUUAUCAUAUAGAAACUAUCAAAUAAAACAUACAUCGAUGAUUAAGAAUUCGAGAGUCCUUAGACUUAUAAAUAUUAUUUUAGAAAAGAUAAUUUUUCAAUCGUCAAAUAGAAGAACUAUUUCUAAAAUCUAAGCAUUUUAAAAAGGUUUAUCCAAUAUGUUCAAUAUCCAGGAGAUCUAAUCUAACAAUUCAAACUAACUUAAAUAGGAAUGUUUAUAGUUGCAAAUAAGAGAAGGUAAAACUUUUGUGUCUCUGCAGAUUAGGUAAUUAAAUGA